CUCUGUGACAAAGCUAGCCGUGAGGUAGUGGUCCCCGAAACAUGUCUCCUCUUGCCCGGGUCGUCAUGCUGAAAAUGACCGGGGAUGGGAACCUCCCUCCCGCGUAAUUCAGCGAUUCGCUUCUUUGUUGCCUCUCUACUGGAACGUUAAAACAAGCCGAGGCGACCGGGCUCUUUAUUUAUUCAAGAGAAGAUGGCGGAGUUUUCGCCCGUCCUGCCGAUGCGGGAAGGAGGAGGACGGUUGGGCCAGCCCAUCUUCCCUCGGUCCAGGUCCGGUUCCGAGUCAGAGAGCGAACUGUCCCAGAGCCUGGCCCGGACCAAGAUCCGGUCUUACGGGAGCACAGCGAGCGUCACUGCCUCUUUGGGGGAGAAAUACAUAGAGCAUCGAGUUACAGACAGUGAUACCCUGCAAGGGAUUGCUCUCAAAUACGGUGUUACGAUGGAGCAGGUGAAGAGAGCCAAUAAGCUGUUCAGCAAUGACUGCAUUUUUCUGAGGCAUAGCCUUAACAUCCCUGUGGUGUCAGAGAAGCGCUCCAUAUUUAAUGGACUGUCUCUGGAGUCUCCUGAUGGGGACUCUGAAGCAGCAUGCCAGGAGCUAGAUAUGCCUUGUGUUGUGACGCAGGACAUCGAGGGACCCUCGCCUCCCCCUUCCCCACCCCCUGAGGACUCCAAACCCCCUCAGCCCGAGGAGCUGUCAGCCAAAGACUUCUUACAUAGACUGGACUUGCAAAUCAAACAGUCAAAGCAGGCAGCACGCAGGCUGAAAGAAGAGGAAGUAAGGAGCAAUGAGGAUGACUACACGGCCCCUACGUCGUCAUACCAGGAGAUAUAAAGCACCUGUCUGUUUACCUUAAGCCCUGUCUCAGACACUCACACCCGCAUACUCAAAAACACACAAACACUCCCACAACCUCAUUGCUUUUCAUUUCCUCUUUACCUUUUUGCUUUUUCAAACCCCCUCUUUGAACAAAUGUCAUGUUUGCCUUUUUAUUUAUUGAUAUGCAAAUAUCCUGCGUGGACGAUUGUUAUUGUUUUGUGCAGUUUUACCAGGAGACUCUGCAGUGAAAGGGGAACAUCUCGUAUAAAUAGCACCUAAGCCCACACCUCCGUCCACUCCUCAUAUGCUGCUGUACAGAACCCACCUGCUGCACAUGUUUACACACACGCAGAGGCACAAAGCGCUAAGAAACCCCAGGAGGAUUAGCCUGUUAACCGCUAACUGCUUCUGAUGUUCUAAAUCCCCUCUUAGAAUAGUAUCAUUGGAAAGUGCAUUCAGGCCUUCCUCAUCAGUGUUUACCCAGUAUGAGCUCACCCAGGACUGAAGCAAUGGAUGGACUCGAGCCUUUUGGACACGUCCCGUUUGCCUCAUUGAAGCUUUUUUUCUUUGGGAACAGAAGGGAGUGCUCUAUUUUUUUGAGGUGUGAAUGCAUUAUUUAUGUGUGCGGAGAACUGUCUGUAACUGCUGUUAUAUUGUGCUUUAAAAUUCUAUUGUUUUAUUUGGGAGAAUAAAUGUGUAUUUAAACCAAAA
Molecule: messenger RNA, 1527 nt
Organism: Cheilinus undulatus (humphead wrasse)
Lineage: Eukaryota; Metazoa; Chordata; Actinopteri; Labriformes; Labridae
Gene: lysmd2
Product: LysM, putative peptidoglycan-binding, domain containing 2
Exons: 3
Coding region: 193-831 (212 amino acids)
Source: RefSeq, a predicted model, not a curated record